Molecule: messenger RNA, 2331 nt
Organism: Cucumis sativus (cucumber)
Lineage: Eukaryota; Viridiplantae; Streptophyta; Magnoliopsida; Cucurbitales; Cucurbitaceae
Product: ultraviolet-B receptor UVR8
Exons: 11
Coding region: 336-1898 (520 amino acids)
Source: RefSeq, a predicted model, not a curated record
AACUCCUGGCUACAAUUCUCCCAUGGAUCUGAUGGCUCUACUCUUCCCACUUGUCAAUAAUACCACGUAGGCAUCCGACGUGGCCCUCCCCAUUCCCCCGAAAAUGAUACGUUCUCCUUUUUUUUUCUUUUUUGAUAUGUCUUUAACCUUAGGGCAUUUCUUUUUUCUUCUUCUUCUUCUUUCUGUAUCACUUCCCUAAGUCCACCAAAGUUCAAAUCAGUUCUCUGUUUCCAUUGAAACCGCACAAUACUCUAAGAAAUUAGCAUCUGUUCUUUGUGUUGGUUUUUUUUUUCUUUUUUCUUUUUUCUUUUUUAUUGUUGGCCCACUAAAUCGAUAUGAAUGGCGAGGGGAGCCGAGGAGAAGAUGAGAUCGUGGGGAUGGAAGAGGAUGUUAAGGACAACAAGAUUGUUUUUAUGUGGGGGUAUCUUCCUGGAGCUUUGCCUCAGAGGUCGCCCUUGCUCUCGCCGGUGGUCGUUCGACUUCCGGGAAAAGAUGCUACUGACGCUCAUGGUUGGAGGGAUGUUUGUGGUGGUGGCUGCGGCUUCGCUGUAGCCAUUUCUGCAAAUGGAAAACUCAUUACAUGGGGCGCAACAGAUGAUCUUGGUCAAAGCUAUGUGACGUCUGGCAAGCAUGGGGAAACUCCAGAGCCUUUUCCUCUUCCAACAGAAGCUUCUAUAGUAAAAGCAGCUGCAGGUUGGGCCCACACUGUUGCUAUUACAGACAGAGGAGAAGUCUACACGUGGGGAUGGAAAGAGUGUGUUCCUUCUGGAAAGAUGUUUACCGAUCUGUCCGCUGGGGCUGCCUAUGAAAGGGAUGUAUUAGAGAGGCAGUCUUCUUCCGUGAUAGAUCAAGCCCUCGUUUACAAGCUUCACGAUCUAGUGGUGUUGUCUCCAGUAUUGAAGCUAGAGCUGGUGGAGCGGAAAGUACUAAGAGGAGAAGGGUUUCAUCAGCAAAGCUUGCAGCUGAGAGUUCGUCAUCAAGUGAUGAGACUCUCUCUGCAGUUCCCUGUCUUGUUACUCUUAAUCCUGGAGUUAGAAUCACCUCGGUUUCUGCAGGAGGGCGUCAUACAUUGGCUUUGUCAGUUUACUAGAAUAACAUUAAAUACACAACAUAUAAUGGACCCUAAUGUCUUCAGAGUUUCAGAUAUGGGACAGGUCUGGGGUUGGGGCUAUGGUGGAGAAGGACAGCUAGGUUUGGGCUCCCGCAUUCGUAUGGUUUCCUCUCCACAUCCUAUACCUUGCAUCGAGUCCUCUUCUUUUGGCAAAGAUAGAUCUGCAGCUCUUGCUCGAGGAAGUGCAAGCUUAGAGGGUCAAGGUAGUAGAAUUCCUGGAAGCUAUGUGAAGGGAAUUGCUUGUGGAGGGCGUCAUAGUGCAGCAGUGACAGAUGCGGGGGCACUGCUGACGUUUGGUUGGGGGCUGUACGGACAGUGUGGGCAAGGGUGUACAGAUGAUGAGUUAAGUCCAACAUGUGUGUCCUCAUUACUUGGCAUCCGGAUCGAGAGUGUCGCUGCUGGACUGUGGCACACAGUCUGUAUAUCCUCCGAUGGUGAUAUAUAUUCAUUUGGCGGAAAUCAAUUUGGGCAGUUAGGAACCGGUGCUGAUCAAGCCGAGACACUUCCAAGACUUCUAGAUGCACCGAGUGUGGAAAAUGUAAAUGCAAAGGUUGUAUCAUGUGGGGCUCGUCAUAGUGCUAUAGUAUCAGAGGAUGGAAAAGUGUUUUGCUGGGGAUGGAACAAGUAUGGCCAGAUCUUAGAAGCCUCCACUUACACACUGCAGCUAGGUUUGGGUGAUGUAAUCGACCGCAAUAUUCCAGUCGAAGUCCCAAUGGAGAAUUGCAAUUCUAAAAACGUCGCGUGCGGAUGGUGGCACACCCUUCUUUUGGCUGAAUCACCCACCUAAAUUCCUAGCCUCUAUCCUAGCUUCAUCAAAGUUUUGUUAGUUUAGCUGGCCCCUUCUUUGAAAAUGGUAGAUUCAUUUUGUAAAUGCAUAGACAAUAGCUCUUUUCAUCCAUAUGCAUGUACAUUCAUCAUUCAUGUAUGUACUCAUUCUUUAAUGGUCAGAGGCUAUCAUAUUAGGAAGAAAUUUUACAUAUAUAAAUGCUGAUGGGGACAGGAGAUACCAGUUCCUGAUUGAGGUAGAUUAUUUGUAUACCAUAUAUUAUGAAGUUAGAACCAUAAGAAAGACCAUCAUUCUCACAAGUUCACUUUCCUCUAGAAUUCAAACUGUUUUAGGCUCUCCUAUAAACUCUGUACUUCAGUUCAAAAGUGAUGAUAACUUUGACAGAUGAUUUGAAGAAUCUUGAUGUUAUGUCAUAUAAUAAUUCUUACUAUAA